AACAAACGGCGUGACGCGAGCUGAGGUGAGCGAGGCAGAGCGCCCGCGGCCACCGCGUCCUCGUCUCCCUCCCCCAGCCAACCCCAACCCGACCCUAACGCGGACCCAACCCACCGCGGCCGCGCGGACCCCGAAUCCCAGCGCAACCGCGGCACGGCGCGGCGGGCCUCCAUGGACGUGGACAGCGUGGAGUGCCUCUCCCUUCCCGACGCCUCCAUGGACGUCGACGACGUUGACAGCCACCACCACCACCACCACCACCUCGGCCUCCCGCUCCACCCCACCCACCUCGCCGCUGGCGCCGGCGGGGCCAGCGUGGCCCGCGCGUUCCCGAAGGUGAAUGCCGGGGUCGGGCCCGGUGCUGCGGGGGCGGUGGGAGCGGGGCCCGGGGCGGGCGCCGCAGGCGGAUGGCCGGCGACCAGCGUCCACGAGCUGCUCGAGUGCCCCGUCUGCACCAAUUCCAUGUUCCCGCCCAUCCACCAGUGCCAAAAUGGGCAUACAUUAUGUUCGACAUGCAAGGCCAGGGUGCACAACCGGUGUCCGACAUGCAGACAAGAGCUUGGUGAUAUCAGAUGCUUGGCAUUGGAAAAAGUAGCGGAGUCACUUGAGCUUCCCUGUAAGUACUGCUCUUUAGGUUGCCCCGAGAUAUUCCCAUACUACAGCAAGAUAAAGCAUGAAGCACAGUGCAGCUUCAGGCCAUAUAACUGCCCCUAUGCUGGCUCUGAAUGUGCUGUGGUUGGUGAUAUUCCUUUCCUCGUUGCACAUUUGAGGGAUGAUCACAAAGUUGACAUGCACAGUGGCUGCACAUUCAACCAUAGAUAUGUGAAAUCUAAUCCGCGAGAGGUUGAAAACGCCACCUGGAUGCUAACAGUAUUUCAUUGUUUUGGGCAGUACUUCUGCCUGCACUUUGAGGCCUUCCAGCUUGGAAUGGCACCGGUUUACAUGGCUUUCCUCCGUUUCAUGGGGGAUGAGAACGAAGCAAGGAACUAUACAUAUAGCCUUGAGGUUGGCGGUAACGGGAGGAAAAUGGUAUGGGAAGGCACUCCCAGAAGCAUCCGUGACAGCCACCGCAAGGUCCGGGACAGCCAUGAUGGCCUCAUUAUCCAGAGGAACAUGGCGCUGUUCUUCUCCGGAGGUGACAGGAAGGAGCUGAAGCUGAGGGUAACCGGCCGGAUCUGGAAGGAGCAGACCAACCUGGACGGAGCCUGCAUACCGAACCUUUGCAGCUGAGCAAAGGAGACGGUUGAAAAAGGAAAAAAAAGAAGAGAUUGCGCUGUUUGGCUGGCUUGUUGUUUCUCCAUUGCCAUGUGUUUUUUUAAUGUAGUCGUUUUAUUGCAGUGUUGUACCUUAAGAAAAUUUUAGGGGUGUAAAAUGUUCUCUGUAAAGUAAUUGUGUAUAACGAACCCAGGAAAUCUUACAAGUUGGCCAAUAAAAUGUCUGUUACAUUC
This is a messenger RNA of Phragmites australis (common reed), 1448 nucleotides long. Its product is annotated as E3 ubiquitin-protein ligase SINAT5-like. The transcript has 3 exons. Gene Ontology annotation, cellular component: cytoplasm. Gene Ontology annotation, molecular function: ubiquitin protein ligase activity; protein binding; zinc ion binding. The record is from RefSeq and is a predicted model, not a curated record. The coding region runs from base 172 to 1230 and encodes 352 amino acids. NCBI's taxonomy places the organism in Eukaryota, Viridiplantae, Streptophyta, Magnoliopsida, Poales, Poaceae. Gene Ontology annotation, biological process: multicellular organism development; ubiquitin-dependent protein catabolic process.